Messenger RNA from Condylostylus longicornis, 463 nucleotides. RefSeq lists its product as uncharacterized. The record is from RefSeq and is a predicted model, not a curated record. The transcript has 2 exons. The coding region runs from base 49 to 408 and encodes 119 amino acids. Lineage: Eukaryota; Metazoa; Arthropoda; Insecta; Diptera; Dolichopodidae.
AGUUACAACAAUUUCAAAAACUCACAAAAAACCUAAAAUCAAUUCAACAUGUUUGCCAAAUCGUUCAUUGUAUUUGCUGCUUGCUUAAGCAUUGUAUUAGCUGCACCAGAACCAAAAGCUGAUCCAAAAGCUGAUCCAUUAGUUGUAUCUACAUACAGUGCUGGAUUACCACUUAUUAAUACAUAUGCAGCAGCUAGUUUACCAAUUGUAAAUGCAUAUUCACAUUCACAUGUACAUCAUGCACAUGCUGCCGCUCAUCAUGCACAUGCACUACCAAUUCAUUCUGCUAGAACUGUAGCAAUUGAUGCUCCAGUUGUUACAGCUGAUGUACCUGUAGCUGUUGCUGCUGCUAAUCCAUUACAUUAUACAGCUGUUAGUUCUCCAGCAAUAGCAGCAGUUGUCGUUUAAUUUUUUUUAUUUUUAAAAUAAAAAAAUUAAAAGAAAUGGAGUAUAAGCUUUAGAA